AUGUCGUCGUCGCGGCUGCGGUCUGGCAAGGGCAGCAAGCAUGGCAAGACGCCGCUGCUGCGCGAUGAGCGCCCCUUGAUUCGCCGCGAACGAUCAAGAAGGAGAGACGAGCUGCCAACACGCCGCCUCGACGAGGUAGACUCCAAGAUACGCGCGGAGCUGAGGGCACAGCAAGCAGCGCAUGCAGCCAUGUUGAAGGAGCGCGGGAACGAGCUCGAGUCCGAGAACAUGCAGCUCAUGUCCAUGGUUGGCAUCUUGCAGAAGCAGAUUGGCCAGUUUGAUGACCAGCUCGAGACACAACAGAAGAAACACACAACAACCGUCAACGCUCGCCGCCACGAUCAACGUCGCGCCUCACACUCGAGCUUGCAUGCACAAAUGCUCUCAGCAAAUGCAAGGUUACGCCGCCAGUAUCAUGAACUCUUCGAGGCACACACAUCGCUCGUCGACGAGCAUAACAGCAUGCGCGUCGAGAACGAGGAACUCAAGAGCACCGUCUCUCGUCUUCGAUCGCUUGUGGACGAUCUCCACGACGCGUCAGGUCGUGCCUCACCCUCACCGCCAAGGCGCUCGUCACCUUCUCGUCUGGAGACGAAAGAGCGACAGCGAGCGCUACAGAAGAAGCUGUAUGAGAUGCAAACACAACAGAUUGAGGAGAUGCAGGCGCAGAUCGACAGCCUUCAGAAAACGGUGGCAGAGCAAACCCAAGCCAACCAGUACCUUCAGGAUGAGCGGGAUCGCUACAGGCAGAUGCUCGAUGACGCGCACGCAGAGCGAGAGGACCUUGUGACCGCACUCGAUGAAUCACGACAACUUCUCGAUGAGGCGGAGGCCACAUCAAGUGCAACAACGCAAGAAACAAACCAGGAAGCAAGCCGCCUGAAGAUACGGCUGACAGAGGCAGAAGCAGAGCUGAAUCGCACCCAUGAGAAGCUGGCCAAGUCUGUUGCGUCGGCAAAUGCAGCGCAUCAGCACGCGCGGCAGCUUGAGCCCUACCGCGACGACCUCACGCACCUCCUCAAGCUCUCGUCGGGGGAUGCUGCUGUGCUUGAGGAGAUCCAGCACCUUCGCGCGAAAUAUCUUUCAGAGGCGCUGCACCAGCACACAUCAACUGCUUCGCGUGCCGCCACGCUUCUGCAUAUCGACAAAUCCGCACAGAGCUGGGAUGCCCUGCUUGAUCAGGCAGAAGAAUUUGCACGCGUGUGCGAAACACUUGACGAACAGCGGCUAGAAACGAUUGACGCCCUCGUGAACAUGACCCACGCUGUGAGUGCACCAUCCCCGCGCCACAAGACGGAAUUCAUUCGCGAACUCCAACGGCUUGCACGGCCCGAUGUCCCCGACCCAAUCCUGGACAGCCUGGACGAGAUUCUGCGGCUGGAGCGAUCGUUGGCGGUCCACGAGCGAGAGCAAAAACAUCUGGAGCACCAAUACCACCAUGUGUCAGAAAAAUGCAAGGCACAGCGCCCACACUACAUCGAGUUUGACGGCGCAUUUGAUUUGCUGACGUCUCGCUUGGAGGAGUUGGAAACACAGACGCGAACAAUGCAGCAGCGAAUGCGCUAUUCCCGCCCGCAACCCAAACGACAGCAGCACCGCAUGCUCGCCCAUCGACCGUGA
Molecule: messenger RNA, 1620 nt
Organism: Salpingoeca rosetta
Lineage: Eukaryota; Choanoflagellata; Craspedida; Salpingoecidae
Exons: 16
Coding region: 1-1620 (539 amino acids)
Source: RefSeq, a predicted model, not a curated record